AUGAUCGACGAAGAAGUGGUGGCGGCGUUUCAGCCACAGCAAGAUAUCUUGUUCUUAUCUUCAUGCCCUGAAAUGGCUGCUGUUCUGUCGGUCUUGAAGCUUGCCCCGGGGAAGAUAUCUGCAGCGAUUGCCUCCCUGGCGAAAACGGUUAUAUCUGCACCGGAAUGCCGCCUUGAAGCCACCAGCGAGGAGCAGUUGGAGUGGGAGUCGUGCCUCGCGAGCUACGAAUACGCGGGCACUUGCUCGGCGGUUUCGGCGACGUCGUGCUGCUUCGACGUGCUGUCUCCAAACGACUGCCUGGCCAACCCGAAGUUCGUUUCGUACUCGGAGUGUAUCGUCCAGGCUGCCAGCGAGCAGGCCUGCUCAAGCCUGUCUUGCAAGCACACGGAGACGAUGACCACCUCCACCUCCGACACGAGUGCUGCGGGCAGCGGGAAGCGGCCGGUGUCCAUUGGCCGAGCGGCAAUAAUGGUGGUUGCUUUCUUCGCGCUCGUGGGCGCGUUGCAAAGAACUUGA
This is a messenger RNA of Ectocarpus siliculosus, 516 nucleotides long. The record is from the annotation of a GenBank genome assembly. Lineage: Eukaryota; Phaeophyceae; Ectocarpales; Ectocarpaceae.